Passer montanus (Eurasian tree sparrow) is the source of this 2499-nucleotide messenger RNA. It is a transcript of the gene AGAP2, whose product is annotated as ArfGAP with GTPase domain, ankyrin repeat and PH domain 2. The record is from RefSeq and is a predicted model, not a curated record. Lineage: Eukaryota; Metazoa; Chordata; Aves; Passeriformes; Passeridae. The annotation marks the transcript as partial. Gene Ontology annotation, cellular component: nucleus. The transcript has 19 exons. Gene Ontology annotation, molecular function: protein binding; GTPase activator activity; GTP binding.
CGGCGCGCAGCCCCGCGCGGGCCGUGACGUGUCCCCGCGGGUGAGGCCGCGGCUCGGGCAGGAAGCGAGCGCGGCGGAACAGCCGGGCCCGAGCGGGGUCCCGGGGGCGCCAUGGGGGCCCCCCGCGAGCGGCGCCAGGUGCUGGCCGCCAUCCGCGCCGAGGUGGCCCGGCACGAGGGGGCCAAGGGCCACCUGAACCGCCUGGUGCGGCUGGUGGAGACCGUGCCGGAGCCGCAGCUGCGCCGCAGCCUGAGCAGCGCCCUGCGGGCCCUCCGAGAGGCCUUGGUGAACAGCCAGGAGUGGACGCUGGGCCGCUCUAUCCCCGAGAUCCGCCUGGGGGUCCUGGGCAGCAGCAAGAGCGGGAAGUCGGCGCUCGUCCAUCGGUUCCUCACUGGCUCCUAUGUGGGCUUGGAGCCCACCGAGAGUGGCCAGUUCAAGCGUGAGGUGACAGUGGAUGGCCAGAGCCACCUCCUGCUCAUCCGGGAGGAGGCGGGCGCCCCGGAUGCACAGUUUGCCAGCUGGGCGGACGCCGUCAUCUUCGUCUUCAGCCUGGAGAGCGAGAGCAGCUUCGAGGAGGUGGCGCAGCUGCACGCGCUGCUCUGCGACCUCCGCGGCACCAGCGACGUGGCCCUGGCGCUGGUGGGCACGCAGGACAAGAUCAGCUCGUCCAGCCCGCGGGCGGUGGAGGACGCGCGCGCCCGGGCGCUCUGCGGGGACAUGCGGCGCUGCCUCUACUACGAGACCUGCGCCACCUACGGCCUCAACGUGGACCGGGUCUUCACCGAGGUGGCCCAGAAGGCCGUGGCGCUGAAGAAGCAGCAGCAGCUGAUGGCGUCCUGCAAGUCCCUGCCCAGCUCCCCGAGCCACUCUGCCGCCUCCACCCCCGUGGGGGGCGUCCACCCCAGCCAGACCAGCAACGGGGGCCACACCAGCGACUACUCGUCCUCGCUGCCCUCCACGCCCAACGUGAGCCACCGGGAGCUGCGCAGCGAGACCCCGGCCCCGCUGGGCACGCCCGGCUCGCUGCACCGCGGGGCCAAGCGCCGCACCAGCCUCUUCGCCACGCGCCGUGGCAGCGACUCCGAGAAGCGCAGCCUGGACAGCCGAGGCGAGGUGGCCGGCAGUGGCCGGGCCAUCCCCAUCAAGCAGAGCUUCCUGCUGAAGCGCAGCGGCAACUCCCUGAACAAGGAGUGGAAGAAGAAAUACGUGACCCUGUCCAGCAACGGCCUCCUCUUCUACCACCCCAGCAUCAACGACUACAUCCACAGCACGCACGGCAAGGAGAUGGACCUGCUCCGCACCACGGUCAAGGUGCCCGGCAAGCGCCCGCCGCGCGCCAUCUCCGCCUGCGGCCCCUCGGCCAGCAUCAACGGGCUGCUGCGGGACCCCGAGCCGGGCGGCGGCGUCCCCUCGGUGGGGCUGAGCCUGCCCCCCGAGCCAGGGCUGAAGGUGGUGGGCAAGGGGUCCCUGCAGCGCUGCGCCUCCGCCUCGGGCGCCAAGCUCGCCUCAGAGUCCCCGUUGUCCUUCGAGGCCGUGCCCAGCCCCGGCAGCGCGGGCAGGGACCCUCCUCCCUCGCCGCUGGUGGACAGGAAGAAGCACCGGCGGAAGAAGCUGAUGACGCCGUCCAAGACCGAGGGCUCGGGUGGGCAGGCAGAAGCCAAGCGCAAAAUGUGGAAAUUAAAAAGUUUUGGUAGUUUAAGAAAUAUUUAUAAAACAGAGGAGGAGAACUUUGAGUUCCUGAUCGUGUCCAGCACGGGGCAGACGUGGCACUUCGAGGCCGGCAGCUUCGAGGAGCGCGACGCGUGGGUGCAGGCCAUCGAGAGCCAGAUCCUGGCCAGCCUGCAGUGCUGCGAGAGCAGCAAGAACAAGGCGCGCAUGGACAGCCAGAGCGAGGCCGUGGCCAUCCAGGCCAUCCGCAACGCCCGCGGGAACUCGCUCUGCGUGGACUGCGGGGCACCCAACCCCACGUGGGCCAGCCUGAACCUGGGCGCCCUGAUCUGCAUCGAGUGCUCGGGCAUCCACCGCAACCUGGGCACGCACGUGUCGCGCGUGCGCUCGCUGGACCUGGACGAUUGGCCGCGGGAGCUGACCCUGGUGCUCACGGCCAUCGGCAACGCCACGGCCAACAGCAUCUGGGAGCAGAACCCGCGCGGCCGCUGCAAGCCCACCCACGAGUCCUCCCGGGAGGAGAGGGAGUCGUGGAUCCGUGCCAAGUACGAGCAGCGGCUGUUCCUGGCGCCGCUGCCCGCGGCCGAGGCGCCGCUGGCCGAGCGGCUGCGGGGGGCCGUGGGCCAGCAGGACCUGCCCGCCGUGCUGCUGCUGCUGGCCCACAGCCACAAGGAGCAGCUCAACGUGCCCACGGCCGACGCGGAGCGGCGCACGGCGCUGCACCUGGCCUGCGACACCGCCCAGGUGGUGGUCACCCAGCUGCUGGUGUGGUACGGGGCCGACGUGCGCGCCCGGGACGGUCACGGCCGCACCGCGCUGUUCUACGCCCUC